Messenger RNA from Boeremia exigua, 1078 nucleotides. Its product is annotated as RNA polymerase II transcription mediator complex subunit 9-domain-containing protein. Gene Ontology annotation, cellular component: mediator complex. NCBI's taxonomy places the organism in Eukaryota, Fungi, Ascomycota, Dothideomycetes, Pleosporales, Didymellaceae. Gene Ontology annotation, molecular function: transcription coregulator activity. Gene Ontology annotation, biological process: regulation of transcription by RNA polymerase II. The record is from RefSeq and is a predicted model, not a curated record. The transcript has 2 exons. The coding region runs from base 269 to 757 and encodes 162 amino acids.
GAACCACUCCACCACUCCACCAGACCACCGCUAUCACCGCGGCCGGCGCCACUAAUCUAUCGCCUGGCCUGCAAAAAGAAAGCGCUCGUUUCAGCGCUCCACUCAACGCUUGCAACUGCACCUCAGCAGCCUGCGGCAGCACCGUCGACGCAGCCAAUCACCGCGCCACUGAUCUGCGUGGCGCGUCGGACAAGGCGCGUCUCCUGCAUCAACACCAAGCCCAGCUAUCUCCACAAUUACCUCACCUGGUGCCUCAGCGACACUUAUCAUGUCUGGAGCUGCCACACCCCACGCCCCAGCGUCUGCACGCGCCUCGCUCCCACCGACGGGCACAGCAACGCCGGCACUGCAACCUCCAGCUCCGGCCUCCCCCGGCCUCCCACCGCCAACCACCUUCGACAUCCUGCCCGACCUCCAUAAGCUGCUCAAGCGCCUUCUCGACACCGCUCCCACGUCUGCACCCUCUCAGUCAGCUGCAGACAGCCCUCUCGAGAUCCAGCAUGUAGCCACCGCGGCCACCGACAUCAGGCUGAAGCUCCAAAGAGCACAGCGCGCUGUCAUGGCUCUACCAGAGAUCGACAGGACAUGUGAGGACCAAGAAGAGGAGAUCGAGGACUUGGAGGCACGCAUUGCGCGUCUGAGGGCCUCCUUGCGGGAGCUCGGCCGGUCCACGGAAACGGCAGAGGAUCGAGACCAACGACAAACCUCCAUCGACUGCAUGGACGCCCUCGACAUGGCUCUGGCUCAAGGAGCAUAAUACUACGUGCAUCGCUACCCCGGCCAAACAUACCCGAAAAAUGGAACAGCCACAGGAACACCUUGGUAUUUCAGAAGUUGCGAGAACAUGUCUCGUAGCAGACCAUAACGUUAUUUGCUCCAUGACCUGCUGAAGCGUUCUCUAUAUUUGCCAACAUGUCGAACAAAGUAAAUACCCCUGUCGAGCAAAGCACCGCUCAAGCUGGGGAGGAACAGACAUGGCACCCUGAGGAUCGCUCGUCACGACUGCGAAAUGUAGUUGCGGCGAAGCAGUACAUGCGUCUUACAUAUUUGCCGAAACAGAACCAAGGUCGCUACACGG